AUGGCCACCGCUCGGUCUCAAUUCUUUGCGCGAGCGACGGCGACGGCGACGGCACUAGGCCGCAACGGGUCUGAGUCUGACGACGACGCCACCAUCUCUCCUGCGGCCCUCACUGCGCCGCCCUCUCACCCCGACCCCGCUGCCGCCACUCCCUUCUCCCGUCUCACGAGCUCGACAUCGACGCCGCUGCCCCCGUCAGGACUCCAGCCACCGUCGCCGCUGCACAUCACCUCGGCGGAGAGGGAAACCAGAGCCUGGCGACCUGAAGAAUCGUCAUCGUCGUGCAAUAUGCCAGGAGUAGAGGAUAAUAUUGAGUCACAAGGAACUGACACACAGGACAUGGCAAUGGUGCCAGUGGAGCAGACUCAGGAGCAUGGCAAAACCGUAGCUGAUGGUCUUGUAAAUGAAAAGGUGGUCAUUGAUGUGGAGGAGAAGGAAACUGAAAAAGCUGAGAGGAAGGAACUAGCACCGAGGUCUGAGAUGUGGCAACAUUUCAUCAAGAUCAAGGACGACAAAGGAUUUCUGAAGGCUGGAAGGUGCAAGUAUUGCCACCGUGACAUCAAGGCUGAAGCAAGGGGUCAUGGAACAUCUGCUUUGAAGAAACACUUCAAUACAUGCAAGCGCAAUCCUCAUGUUUUCAACAAGGACCCCAAGCAGGCCACCUUGCAAGCAUGUCACGGGGAAGCUCCUACCACUUGGAGGUUUGAUCAAGAAGCACUUAGAGAAGCCUUUGCUGAGAUGGUUAUAGAAGAUGAGCAACCCUUCUGUUUUGGUGAGAAGCCUGGCUUGAAGAAAUUUCUGUCCAAAGCAUGUCCUCGUUUCCAAGUUCCAUCAAGAAGAACUUGCACAAGGGACAUUGUGCGCAUUUACUUUGAAGAUAAGGCCAAGCUGAAGAAGUUAUUUGCUGAUUCUUGUCAAAGAGUGUGUCUGACAACAGAUGCUUGGACUUCUCAAGUCCAAGAUGGAUAUAUGACUGUUACAGCAAGCUUCAUUGAUGAAAGCUGGAAUUUGCAUAAGAAGGUGAUAAGUUUUUUCAUGGUAAAGGGUCACAAGGGGGAGGAUAUUGGGAAGAACAUGACAAGAUGCUUAGCUGAUUGGGAUUUGGAUAAAGUGAUGACUGUAACAGUGGAUAAUGCGAGUGCGAAUGACACUGGUGUUGAUUACUUGAGGAAGCAGCUUCAGAAAACUAACAUUGCCAAGGGCAAGUUUGUGAAGAUGAGGUGUGCAUCCCACAUUACGAAUCUUGUUGUAAGAGAUGGUUUGCAUGAAGUGGACCCAUCUAUUCAGCGUGUUAGGGCUGCUGUUAGGUAUAUAAAAAAUGGGACUUCAAGAUUGGUCAAGUUUAAAGAAAUUGCUGAGGAAGAGAAAGUGGACACCAAAGCUUUUUUGAAACUAGAUUGUCCGACAAGGUGGAAUUCCACCUAUCUGAUGUUGAAGUCUGCAAUUGUGUAUGAGAAAGUGUUUCUAAGGUUAGCUGAAGAUGACCCUAAUUAUGUUAUCGACUUGUCUGAAGCAAGAGAUGGUUUUGGGCAUCCAGAUGAAGAUGAUUGGGAAAAUGCAAAGAAGAUGGCACAAUUUCUACAGCAUUUCUAUGACCUUACAGUUCGUAUCUCUUCUUCUCUCCAAGUUACUAGUAACACUUUCUUCCAUGAGAUUGGAGAAGUCUGUCUUUUGAUACAAGAAUGGCUAAACAGUGAAGAUAAUUUGCAAGUUUCAAUGGGGAAAAGAAUGAAAGAGAAAUUUGAUAAAUAUUGGGGAGCUUGGCACACCAACAGCAAGGACAAUGACAAUGGGCAGCAACAAGAGCAAGAGAGGGAUAAAGGGCGAAGCAAGGGGAAGGGGAAGGAGAAGGCCAAGGAUAAAGAGAACAUCAACUUACUGAUAUUUGUGGCUGCGUUCCUUGAUCCAAGGUACAAGUUAUCUUUGUACACAAAGAUUAGUGUUGAAGAGAUAUUUGGUGAGGAAAAAGGUCAAGUUGUGUGGGCAGCAAUUAAUACUUGUGUGACAGAAUUGUUUGGAGAAUACAAGAACAUGUAUGCUCCAAGUGAAGAAGCAACUCCAGUAGUUGAUGCUGAUAAAUCUAAGAGAGCAGCAGGAGGAAUGCUUAAAGACAAAAUUGCCAAGAAGAUGAAGCUAAACAACUGUUCUACCAGCAGCAACAAAUCUGAACUUGAGAAAUACCUUGCUGAAGAAACUGAAGACAUAGAAUCAAAAUUGACAUUCUUGCUUGGUGGAAAGUCAAUUCAUCAAGAGUGGAUUGAAGAAUAUGGCGGCAAUGGAAAAAAGAAUGAGGAGCCAUCUGUGACGACUCUAGGCACCACCAACACCUAG
Molecule: messenger RNA, 2331 nt
Organism: Sorghum bicolor (sorghum)
Lineage: Eukaryota; Viridiplantae; Streptophyta; Magnoliopsida; Poales; Poaceae
Product: zinc finger BED domain-containing protein RICESLEEPER 2-like
Exons: 3
Coding region: 1-2331 (776 amino acids)
Molecular function (GO): DNA binding
Source: RefSeq, a predicted model, not a curated record